UUUUCCCCUAGCAGCUUCCGACUGCCGAGGCGUGCUGGCUUAUAUACGCUGUGCAGAAACUAUUCAAUACGCUCAAGCUCAGUGGUCGUGAAACGGUCCUCUUGUCGAUUCCUGCCUUAUCGCCAAUAUGGUUAAACAGGUUCAUUCAGUGGAUGAAUUCAAGGGCCUCUUGGGUGACAAAAGACUUGUAGUGGUAGACUUUUAUGCCACAUGGUGUGGUCCAUGCAAGAUGAUUGCACCUAAACUGGAGGAGUGGUCACAGAAUGAACCAAGUGUGUUGUUUGUCAAGGUCGAUGUUGAUGAAGUUGAGGAGCUUGCAGCAGAGUAUGGUGUCUCAGCUAUGCCUACACUCAUGUUUUUCAAGAAUGGCAUUAAGGUAGAAGAAAUUGUUGGGGCCAACUUAGACAAAAUAUGUGAAGCUAUCCAGAAAAAUAAAUAAAUAACAUGCUAAUGCUUAUAUUGUGAGCUUCAAGACUUCGGGUCCACAUUUUUUUAUCAAGCAGCAGCUGGUUGUGGAUGCAAAAAAAUAAAGCAAGGAUUUGUGACACAUCAUGUCUCCUGUGAAUUUUAUCUUUGUGUAUUUAUUAUUUUGUACUUUAUGUGACAAGAGUCAGUAUUGAAAUACUUUCCUCAAUUGGAACAUCUUAGUUGUAAUUAAUAGAUUUCAACCCUAUUUCUGGUAAAGAUCUUGGCUCCUGAAAGUUUGAAUUGUUAAUUACAAGACCUUGAAAAUUUCAGACUGUGAUCAUGGUAGCUAAAAUUGAUGUUCUUUCUUUGUGUCAGAGUAAAAAUCUGUUAUCAUU
Pomacea canaliculata is the source of this 803-nucleotide messenger RNA. Its product is annotated as thioredoxin-1-like. The transcript has 5 exons. The record is from RefSeq and is a predicted model, not a curated record. Gene Ontology annotation, molecular function: protein-disulfide reductase activity. NCBI's taxonomy places the organism in Eukaryota, Metazoa, Mollusca, Gastropoda, Architaenioglossa, Ampullariidae. Bases 128 to 439 code for a protein of 103 amino acids.